CACCUAACCAAAAUUUAAAAUCCUCUUCACACGCCCUGCUCUCAUCAUCCCAAACCUUUCUCCCACAUACACACACAAACCCAAAAUCUCUCUCUCUCCCUCUCUGUCUCUCUCUCUCUCUCUCUCUUUCUCUUUCUGUGUGUGUGAUUUGUGUAGAACGCCAAAGAUGGUGUGCAAGGCUCUCAAAAAGACCCCAACAAAGUCAAUUAGAGAUCGCCGGGGAAGCCACCGCCGCCACCGCAAGAAAUCUCCGGGCAAGAUUGAGGCAGCUGCUGCCUCAUCUACCAUCCUUUCAUCGAUCAACAAAACCAUCUACUCAUGCAAGCGCCGGCUCGCCAAGAUCUUCUCCAAAUUGGCCCGCAUUAGCACCCCAAAUAGCCGCUACAAAGGCUAUAAAAUCUUGAAGAAAGGAUUCCAGAGAGAAAAACUCCAACAGGAACAUGACCUUGAAAGAGAUAACAUUUGCCGAGCGCUUUUCUUUAACGAACGAUUGCCGCCCUUGAUUUCUCCGACCAAAAGGACUGUCUUUCUUGAUCUUGACGAGACCUUGGUGCAUUCCAAAGCAGAUCCACCACCGCAAGUGUUUGAUUUCAUAGUGAGGCCAAAUAUUGAUGGAGAAUUCAUGAAUUUUUAUGUGUUGAAGCGGCCGGGAGUUGAUGCUUUCUUGGAAGCACUGGCUGCAAAGUACGAGUUGGUUGUGUUCACUGCCGGAUUAAAGGAAUACGCAUCGUUGGUUCUCGACAAGCUAGACGUGAAGGGGUUAAUUUCACACAGGCUAUAUCGAGAUUCAUGCAAGGAAGUUGAUGGGAAGUAUGUUAAGGACUUGUCUGAGAUGGGGAGGGACUUGAAUAGGGUAGUGAUUGUCGAUGAUAAUCCUAACUGCUACAUUUUCCAGCCGGAAAAUGCAGUUCCGAUUAAGCCGUUCAUUGAAGAUCUUGGCGAUGGGGAGUUGGGGAAAUUGGUUAAGUUUUUUGAAGGGUGUGAUUGUUUUGAGGAUAUGAGAGAUGCUGUGAAGCAAUAUGUUUGGGAAAGGGAUGAUACAAAGAUAAUGAACUAGUGCAGUUUGUUUUUCUUUUGUGUUUGUUAGGUUUCUUGUCCACAAAAUGACUGAGUUGAACAAAAAAUUGUUCAAUCCCAAAUGAAAGAAGAAACUCUGAUGAGAAAUAACAUCAUUUUAUUUAUUUUUAAUUCAAUUCUUGAUUUUGUAUUACAUGUUGGGUUUGGUAUAAUAAUAAGAUUUUGCAGC
This is a messenger RNA of Manihot esculenta (cassava), 1246 nucleotides long. Its product is annotated as CTD small phosphatase-like protein. The transcript has a single exon. NCBI's taxonomy places the organism in Eukaryota, Viridiplantae, Streptophyta, Magnoliopsida, Malpighiales, Euphorbiaceae. The coding region runs from base 167 to 1057 and encodes 296 amino acids. The record is from RefSeq and is a predicted model, not a curated record. Gene Ontology annotation, molecular function: phosphoprotein phosphatase activity.